AUGGCUAAGAUGAGCAAAUAUCAGUGCCACAACAUUCAUAUCCAAAUCUCCUAUGAUAUAUAUAUGCGAUCCCCCAACACAAAUGAGCAAAACAUAUCAGUAGCUCAACACUGCUUCAACAAUGGCCGCCAACAAAACCCAUCUUCCUUCUUCGCUCCUCUUCCCUGCCGCUUCUCCUUGCCAUGGCCAAGCGCUUCUCGCUUCAAACUUCUUGCAAAUUUAGGUAAAAGGGCAAUGCUAUUUUCAGGUGAUGGAGAUGCAGAAAUCAAGAGGGGAGGGAAGAAAACGUUCAUAACCAAAGAAGAAGAACCAGAGCAGUAUUGGCAGACAGCAGGGGAAAGGGAAGAGGAGAAUCCUAUGAUGACUCCUCUUCCUUGUAUCAUCAUCUUCGGCAUGUCGACUCCGUUCGUGAUCUUAGCCAUAGCUUUUGCCAAUGGCUGGGUUAAGGUUCCUGUGAGAUGA
Cucurbita maxima (winter squash) is the source of this 462-nucleotide messenger RNA. RefSeq lists its product as uncharacterized. Gene Ontology annotation, cellular component: chloroplast. NCBI's taxonomy places the organism in Eukaryota, Viridiplantae, Streptophyta, Magnoliopsida, Cucurbitales, Cucurbitaceae. The record is from RefSeq and is a predicted model, not a curated record. The transcript is spliced from 2 exons. Bases 1 to 462 code for a protein of 153 amino acids.